Molecule: messenger RNA, 2773 nt
Organism: Folsomia candida
Lineage: Eukaryota; Metazoa; Arthropoda; Collembola; Entomobryomorpha; Isotomidae
Gene: Dhx15
Product: putative pre-mRNA-splicing factor ATP-dependent RNA helicase PRP1
Exons: 10
Coding region: 246-2414 (722 amino acids)
Cellular component (GO): spliceosomal complex; intracellular anatomical structure
Molecular function (GO): RNA helicase activity; ATP binding; RNA binding
Source: RefSeq, a predicted model, not a curated record
CACUCGCACUCUCCUCGUUGUCUUGUCGGACACGCUUUUGGCACUUCUUUUUCGGCAAGACGACAAUUAAAAAGUCGACAAGUUAAUUAAUUAUAGUUGACACACCCACAGCCCCCAUCGCACUGUCCGACUUGUGUGGUUUGUCCAAGUCGAAACUCGGCGUAUAAUUUGCUCAGUUCUAUUUUUUCUUUGUCGUUCACAUAUUCGUGUGCGAUCCACCCACUCAUUCACUCCCACUCGUCAGGAUGGCCAGCCGAAGACCCCGUUUGGACGUGGCGGAGACGAAUUUGGCUAAGAAACCCAAAUUGGCAGAGUUUACCACCCCGGCUCUUGGGGCAAGUGUUGGUGUGGCGGUGAAACCUGAUGUACAACUCAACCCACACACCGGGAUGAUGUUCACCCCACGAUAUUUUGAACUUCUCAAAAAACGGACCCAACUUCCGGUCUGGGAGUACAAGGAUAAGUUCAUGGAGUUAAUCCACAAGCAUCAAAUUAUCGUACUCGUGGGUGAAACUGGAUCUGGCAAGACGACACAGAUUCCACAGUGGUGUGUCGACUACGCCAAGGCGGUUGGAAAGAGGGGCGUUUCUUGUACUCAGCCGAGGCGAGUGGCCGCCAUGUCGGUGGCGCAACGUGUCUCGGAAGAGAUGGACGUCUGUCUGGGUCAAGAGGUCGGGUACAGUAUUCGAUUCGAAGAUUGUUCAUGCUCGAAGACGGUGUUAAAAUACAUGACGGACGGUAUGUUACUCCGGGAAGGAAUGUCAGAACCCAUGAUGGAGCAAUAUCAGGUCAUCUUGUUGGACGAGGCUCACGAAAGGACACUGGCGACAGAUAUUCUGAUGGGCGUGCUAAAGGAAGUUAUCAAACAGAGAAGCGAUUUGAAAUUGGUCGUCAUGUCGGCCACAUUGGACGCUGGAAAGUUUCAGCAAUACUUUGACAACGCGCCACUCAUGAAUGUGCCCGGGAGAACACAUCCCGUCGAAAUCUUUUACACUCCGGAGCCAGAGCGAGAUUAUCUUGAGGCCGCGAUCCGGACUGUUAUUCAGAUUCACAUGUGUGAAGAAACGGAGGGCGACGUUCUCCUCUUUCUCACCGGACAAGAAGAAAUUGAAGAGGCUUGCAAACGGAUUAAACGUGAAGUGGAUAAUCUCGGACCGGAAAUUGGCGACUUGAAAUGUAUACCGUUGUAUUCCACGCUACCUCCAAAUCUACAACAGAGAAUUUUUGAACAAGCUCCGCCACGGAAGGCGAAUGGUGCCAUUGGUCGAAAGGUGGUAGUGUCAACCAAUAUUGCCGAGACUUCGUUAACCAUUGACGGUGUCGUUUUUGUGAUUGAUCCUGGAUUUGCAAAACAGAAAGUGUAUAAUCCCCGAAUUCGGGUGGAAUCUCUACUUGUGUCGCCAAUUAGUAAGGCAUCUGCACAACAACGAGCUGGACGGGCUGGGCGUACUCGGCCAGGAAAGUGUUUCAGACUGUACACCGAGAAAGCGUUCAAGAAUGAAAUGCAAGAAAACACAUACCCCGAAAUUUUGAGAUCAAACUUAGGAUCUGUCGUUUUAAACUUAAAGAAAGUUGGAAUUGAUGACCUCGUGCAUUUUGACUUUAUGGAUCCCCCAGCACCCGAGACGCUCAUGAGGGCAUUGGAACUAUUAAACUAUUUAGCAGCUCUGGACGAUGAUGGAAAUCUGACCGAGCUGGGCGCCAUGAUGGCUGAGUUCCCAUUGGAUCCCCAACUCUCGAAGAUGUUAAUUGCAUCUACCGAGUUUGACUGUUCGAAUGAAAUAUUGUCCAUCACGGCCAUGUUAUCAGUUCCACAAUGCUUUGUUCGGCCAAACGAUACUAAAAAGGCUGCUGACGACGCAAAGUUACGUUUCGCUCACAUUGACGGGGAUCACUUGACCCUUCUCAACGUUUUCCACGCCUUCAAGCAAAAUCAUGAAGACCCACAAUGGUGUUAUGAAAACUUUAUCAAUUACCGCAGUUUGAAAUCUGCCGACAACGUAAGACAACAACUCUCCCGAAUCAUGGACAGGUUCAACUUGAAGCGUACUUCGACCGAAUUUACAUCACGAGAGUAUUACGUCAAUAUACGAAAAGCACAAGUGGCUGGAUUCUUUAUGCAAGUCGCCCAUUUAGAAAGGAAUGGCACAUAUUUGACGAUAAAAGACAACCAAACAGUCCAACUGCACCCAUCUACAUGUCUCGACCACAAACCAGACUGGGUCGUUUACAAUGAGUUUGUCCUAACUACCAAAAACUACAUUCGCACCGUUACGGAUGUCAAGGCCGACUGGCUGCUGCAAAUCGCUCCUCAAUACUACGACCUUGCCAACUUUCCCCAGUGUGAGGCACGCCGUCAAUUAGAACUUAUCCAGACAAAAUUGGAAUCAAAACAAUUUCAAACCAAAUUUUGAUUAUGUGAAGAUUAAUUUUACACCAAUUUUUACACAUUAUACACGGUGAUCAUUAUCAUCACAUUGUUCGUAGUAUGUAAGUCUCUUCCCUCUCUUCCAAUGUAAACUUAUUAGGUAGUUAAGUAAUUAGUUAAUUUGACAAUUUAUGCGACAAUUUAUGAGAAAAAGCAUCACAUUUUUUGUUAUUUUUACUGUUACAAGAACAGUUCAUACUGCUGACAACUGUUGUUAAAUCAGGAAUAUUUCUUUAUUGCUCUUUUUAUUAUUCUGUACUACCAAAAUAUGCUGCCUCCUUUAUUUCCGGGUAUGUAAUAUACAAACAGUUGUGUAAUAAAAUGCAUACAUUUAUUUAAUGAGAA